UAUUUUUAUGUUCCUAUAACGCGACCAUGAUGACGGACGACACGACUAAUAUCGCAACAGAAGAACCUGUCGUUCACGAAAAUUUAAUUUCGAGGAGAGUAUGGUAUUACGUUUUCGGUGAAUGGUCAUGUCUUGGUCUUGAUUGCGAAAAUAAAUGGGGACAUAAAAGAACAAAAAUCAAAUUGUCGAAAUAUAAAGACCGUGUUGAUGCUAAUGAUUUGAAUGAUACCGAACGAGUUGGACAAAAAUGUAGAAAAUGUUCUUCUAACAAUUCCAAAUUGGUUAAAUAUAGUCCAUUACCGGAAGAAGAUAUUAAACCACCUGUUCAUGAACAUUUAAUCUGGAAACAUGACGAUAAAGAGGAGUGGUAUAGAGUAUUCGGCACUUGGGAUUGUGAUAAUGAAAAUUGUAAACCUGGAUGGUCUAGCGCGCACACUUAUAUUCUCUUAUCAAAAUACAGAGAUGAAAUUCCUGCUGCUAAUUUGCAACGUGAUGACCACUAUUGGGGACAAGAUUGUAAGAGUGAGUCGUGUAGCACCUUCAGGGGAACAUUAAAAGAUUAUCGGCCGUUGAGAAGAGGGUUGUUAGGAAAUAAGCCGCAACAUCAAGGAACAUUCUGCCACAAGUGUCGGAGUUCGUUUUCUUGUGUCUAAUCCUAUAUUAUUCAUAUACAACCCUUAAAUUGUUUAUAGCAAAUUUCUUUUUACGUUACAAAAAAAAGUAUUGUUUAGAUGUACAGUGUGAUACAGGUUUUAUUCCGGUCCUUAGCAUAUAAAGAUUUUUUUUUACAAAUCUAAAUCGAAUUUUCAUCUAGAUAUUUGGAAUUUAAAAAGGAUUAAAAAAAUAAAUGGAAUAAAUCAGAUA
Messenger RNA from Rhizophagus irregularis DAOM 181602=DAOM 197198, 864 nucleotides. RefSeq lists its product as uncharacterized. The record is from RefSeq and is a predicted model, not a curated record. Lineage: Eukaryota; Fungi; Glomeromycota; Glomeromycetes; Glomerales; Glomeraceae.